UAAUUGUUAAUUACAUUUAGGAGAUAAACUUAUGGUAAGAAUUGCUGGAAUUGAUCUUCCAAAAAAUAAAAAAGUAGAAAUUGCGUUAACAUAUAUAUAUGGUAUAGGCUUACCUUUGGCAAAACAGAUUGUUUCUAACGCAAAAAUCAAUUCUGAAAAAAAAAUACAAGAUUUAGAUGAUAAAGAGAUAGGAAAUAUAAGAUCUAUAAUUGAAAAACAUUAUCAAGUAGAAGGUGAUUUAAGAAAAUUUGAAUCUCUAAAUAUUAAAAGAUUAAUAGAGAUUGGAAGUUAUCGAGGUAAAAGGCAUAGGUUAAAUCUACCAGUUAGAGGACAAAGAACAAGAACUAAUGCUAAAACUUUAAAAAAACAAAAGAAAAAUAUCUAUAAUGGUAUAACACAUAUAAAAUCAACAUUUAAUAAUACAAUUGUAAACAUAACAGACAUAAACGGUAAUACUAUUGCAUGGGCUUCUGCUGGACAAGUUGGAUUUAAAGGUGCUAAAAAAGCUACACCUUUUGCAGCACAAACAACAGCAGAAAAAGCUGGUAAACAAGCUUUAGAGAAUGGAAUGCGACAAACAGAAAUAAGAAUAAAUGGUCCUGGUUCUGGUAGAGAGACGGCUAUUAGAGCUUUACAAGCUCUUGGUUUGAAAAUAACAACGAUUAAAGACAUAACACCCAUACCUCAUAAUGGUUGUAGACCUCCUAAAAGAAGACGUUUACAAAUUGAAUGUCUAGAAUCUUUUAAUCAAAACCCAACAAAUCAAUAUGGAAAAUUUAUUAUUUAUCCUUUGAACAAGGGGCAAGGUAUUACUUUAGGUAAUGCCUUACGAAGAAUAAUGUUGGCGGAAUUAGAAGGUUUAGCUAUUUCCAGUGUCAGAAUAUCUGGAGUUAAUCAUGAGUUUACAACUGUUGAAGGUGUGCGUGAAGAUGUUUUAGACAUAUUAUUAAACCUAAAACAAAUUAUAUUCAAAAGUGAUUUAGAUGAACCCCAAUUUAUAAGAUUAAAAGUAUCAGGUCCGUCGAUUGUUACUGCCUCUGAUUUAGAAUUACCAACUCGUCUUGAAUUGGUCGAUCCAAGACAAUAUAUAGCUACAAUUGAUAAUAAUACUAAUUUAGAAAUGGAAAUGAAAAUUGAAAAAGGUAAAGGAUAUGAUUUAGUUAAUAAAAAAACAGGAGAAAAUUUAACAGAAAGUUUAAAAGUAGAUGCAGUAUAUAUGCCUAUAAGAAAAGUAAUGUUUCAUGUUAAAGAACAAUACAAUGGUGAAUCCUUAUUAUUCGAAAAACUUAUUUUAGAAAUCAUAACUAAUGGUAGUAUUACUCCUAAAGAAGCAAUAAUAAAAGCUUCAGACAUUUUUAUCAAGAUGUUAGAGCCACUAAAAGAAAUUGCAAUUGAAUCAGAAGAAGAAAAUAAAGAUAACAGUCAAGAAGAAAAAAAAUUACACCAAGUUCCAAUCGAAGAAUUACAUUUAUCUGUUAGGGCUUAUAAUUGUCUAAAACGUGCUCAAAUUUUUUCAGUAGCAGAUCUAUUAGAUUAUUCAGAAGAAGACUUGUUAGAAAUUAAAAACUUUGGAUAUAAAUCAGCAGAAGAGGUUAUGCAAGCAUUACAAAAUUAUUUAGGCAUAACAUUACCCAAAACUAAAAAUAAAACUUAGUUAUAUAUUAAAAUAAUAUAAAUAAUUAAUCUAAUAG
This is a messenger RNA of Galdieria sulphuraria, 1691 nucleotides long. Its product is annotated as [pt] DNA-directed RNA polymerase subunit alpha. Gene Ontology annotation, biological process: ribosomal small subunit assembly; maturation of SSU-rRNA from tricistronic rRNA transcript (SSU-rRNA, 5.8S rRNA, LSU-rRNA); DNA-templated transcription. The record is from RefSeq and is a predicted model, not a curated record. Gene Ontology annotation, molecular function: small ribosomal subunit rRNA binding; protein dimerization activity; DNA-directed RNA polymerase activity. The transcript is spliced from 3 exons. Gene Ontology annotation, cellular component: ribosome. Lineage: Eukaryota; Rhodophyta; Bangiophyceae; Galdieriales; Galdieriaceae. The coding region runs from base 32 to 1654 and encodes 540 amino acids.